CUGAAGUCCGUUGAAACUCAAGAAACAUCUACAAGAGGGCAGAGCCUGCAUAUAUGAGCUCUGUAAAAGGCAGCACUGCUGAUCCAAAAUGCAGGCCUCUGAUUUUAAGAUGGUCCAGAAAGCCAGAGUUUGGGCUGUGCUGGAGAGGUAGCAAAAGUGUCACUGUCUCUAUACAUGGACACGCUCACCGUGUCUGAACUGGCAGGAGCUAGCAUGUUCGCGGGGUUGCUGAUCAGACUGAAGAGUUGGUCACUUCGCCACUGAUCAGCUGAGUGGUUUCUACGGGCGAAGAGGAAGUGCAGCGAAAGAAGUGCAUUGCUCACAGCCUGGAAAGAGAACUCUGUUAGCAGGAGGAAAUGACAAAACACAGAGAGACAGAGAGAGAGAGAAGAAAGCAGAACUACAUGUUACCCUUGGCACACAUGACAUGAAGAAGCAUCAAGCAGGUGGGAGGAGCACUUAAAUCUCCCCAUACUUGCUUUUUCUCUCUUGCAAAUGCUCCCCUGGAGGAAUUUCCCCCACAGCUCAGCUUCAGCCAGAUUUACAGGUAUUUACAAGGGAAAGCUAAGUAUCCACUGGUCACCCACUACUUCUCCCCUACAAGUGCCCCACACUUAUGUGUUUUCCUCAACUUGUACUCUACCCACAGAUGGCAAACUAUCAUCCAAAUAUUAACCGAAAUUUUUAACUGGACUGACCAAUUCUGCAACACAGACACAUUCACCUAACUCCUGCUUGAUUUGGGAUCAUCCAGUGUUUGCUCAAAAGCUGAAUAAAUUUGUCCUCCUUCCUCCCCUAUCCCUUCUCUACCCUGCCCCGCCCCCCUCCAGCAUGCGGAUGACUUAAUUAUUAGCUUUUCUGGUUUUGCAGUUUACCUACUUCCCUCUUUUUUACUUCCUGUUCCAGUCACGGCUGCCACCAAAACUCCCCACACAUUUCUCAAAAUGUUAUUUGUAUACACUUGUGAAGCAGCAAAAGGAAAGGGAAGAAGCUCACAAUAAGAACUGUAAUUGGGCUACCUUCAGCCAACACCAUGAGAAACUGGAGCAAAGAAUGUUCAUUCUCUCCAACCAACUACAGAACCACGUUCACCUCCAUGGAACCACAAUUCAGAGGUACACCACAUGCUUUGCACACAUCAGUUCCCAGGUUCUGAGGUGGUGGGCUCUCCUUCCUUGGGGAUUUUUAAGCAGAGGUUGGAUGGUCAUUUGUCAUGGGUGCUUUAGUUGAGAUCCUGCACUGCAGGGGUUUGGAAUAGAUCCCUUCCAACUCUACCAUUCUAUGAUUCUACAAGGUGUGACCGGAAAGUUUGGUGAAUGGUAACAGAAAUCGGACAGCGAGAAAUAUUUGAACAUACGUUACAGGCCUUCAAAGUAGGCCCCUUCUGAUACAAUGCACCAUUGACAACAUUCGUAGAACUGUUAGAAACUUCUGGAAAAGUCCUCUUUUCGUACUGCUUUCAGUUCCCUGGUCACAGCAGCUUGGACAUGUGAAAUGUUGGAAAAUCUGUGCCCUUUCAUAGCAGAUUUCAUCUUUGGAAAAAGAAAGAAAUCUGAUAGGGCCAGAUGGGGAGAAUAUGGAGGGUGGGACAACUCAGUAACCAUUUCACACGGAAUAUGCAAUUCUUCCAUCAUCAUUCGGAUGGACAAACGCUGAUCCCACUUCAAUAACUCAUGAACUCUGUCGACAUUUGCCGUCGUUCUGCUCAUCAACCGUCUGCCAGACCGAGGGUCAUCUUCAAUGGUUGCCUCCUUUCAUGGAAACGCUUAAACCACUCACACACUGGCUUUUGAGUUACAGCUUCAUCUCCAUACACAAUUGUGAGCAUUUCGUGGGUUUCUGAUGCUGACUGUAUGUUCGAAUAUUUCUUGCUGUCCAAUUUCUGUGACCACUCACCGAACUUUCCAGUCACACCUUGUAUGUUCAAUUCCUCACAUCUCUAACAAAAGGGAUCUCACAGGACCAAGCACUGGGAAAGAUGUUGGAGAGCCACUGCCAGUCAGACUCUACAAUUUGACAAGACUAGAUGAGCCACUGGUCUGAUUCAGGACAAAGCUUAAUGAUACUGCAUAAAAACCAACACUCUCAUUCUUGAGAACACAGCAACACACGCAGGAAGAAUGCAUGUUACAAAAUCAUAAUGUGAAUCUAGAUGUGCUAAGAAGUUAAUGGAGAUAGAGUCUAAUGCUGAGACCCCAACGCCAGGCCUGUGGGCACCACACUGUCCUCAUACACUUUCUUUUGGUGCCUCCCAAGCCUCCCACUUCAUUCUUUAUUUUAAUCUCACCUUGGUAUGGGGCCCAAACUCUUCCAUCAGCUUGCGCAAGGGAUUCUCAUACUCCAGUAUCAUCUGACCCAACCGAGGGAAACUGGCAUCACUAUAGCCAAAUACGGAAUGAGUCAGAGGUGUUUGCCAGCAACAGAAGCCCUCCUCCAUCACUGACAGUGCCCACCCAUUUCACUGCAAGAGCAUGACAAGUGCUCCAAUGACAGAAGCCCUGGGCUCCAGAGAACCUUAUUGGGACAAUCCAGGCAACAACACAAAACACAGGAGAAUGCAACACCUGGUCUCCAAAAGUGUGGGAGGGUGGCCUUGCAGGAGAAGGGAUUCUCAUGCUGUGGUGAUGACAGGAUUAUGGGGUGGGAUUGGCCUAUUUGACUGCUUUGUUCUUUCUUUCCUUCUUGAAGAUGUGUGCCCCCAUACUGGUGGUGGGGUGAGGGGAAUAAAGAGAAGCAAGGGGAUUGCUGAGGAGGAGGUGGAAGCCUGGCUGGUGUUUCUCCUCCAGGAUAAGAGACGACUUGAGUGCUGCUGGUGGAAAGGGGCAUCAUGGAGUGCCCUGUUUCUAGAAAAUUUGCAGAAACAAAUCAAAAGCAUUGUUUUGUAAAUUUCUCAAAAGGGUGAAGGCAUGGCAGAAUGAAAUGUGUGGGUCACCACCACCAACAGUGUCACAGGUAUCUGUGACAUUUGCACAAGGACAUUCCAUGCAAUCCUUUUGCUAAGGAGGAAAGCAGAGGGAGGAACUGUGUUUUCCAUAUCAAAAUACUAGUGUUUAAUGCAAUUACCUUUCAACAGAUGGGCUAGCUUGGGGGGCAUAGGAGUGGGGGGGGAGUAAUUUGUUUAUUUACAUUCCUUAUUAGCGGCUCUUCAACCAAAGCUCCCAUAACACUUUACAAAGCAAAAACAAUACUAAUACAGAAUAAAAGAAAUAAUUUGCAUUUGAAUCUCCCACAAAAGCCAAACAACAACAGAACAUCUGGAAAGGCCCAUAUCUUUGAGAAAAUGGUAGGUUUCAGCUACAGAUGGCAUAUUUAGGUUAAAAGUUAGGAAUGGUCUUUUAACUAUAAUAGCAAAAUAGCUGUUGGGGUGGGGGAAGUGUUACCUCCUCCUCAAUACUUGUCAAGAGAAGGCCAGACAUCCACCUGUUAGGGAUUGCUAUAGGCAUUAGGAAUGCACUAUUGGGCCAAGGGAGUGGAAUAUAUGGACACUGACCCUGAUCCAUGGAUCAUCUCAUGGGUACACUGGUACAGGCCAAUCAGGGCUUUGCGGUCAUCAAUACGAGAAAGGAGUAAGAUGGCAGAUGCGUAGGUGACAAUCAGGUCAAGGUAAUUCUUUGUGAAGUCAUAGUUUAGAUGCUGCAGAAGGAAAGAAAAAAAGUCAGUUUUAUUUAUCUGAUAAAAAGGGAAAUGUAUUGACAUCUUCGUCAAACUCUGGGCAGACUCCUGGCAGCAGCACUUUUCUUAGAAUCUCAGCACAAUCUGCUCAGAUAAGGAAUGGUGGACCUGUGGCUCUCAAGAUGUUAUUGGGACUAUAAUUCCCAUCAUUCCCAGUUAUAGUCUCAACAACACCUGGAAGUUCACAGGCUCCACAUCCCUUAUCUAAGCAGAUUGUGAUGGGAUUGUAAGGCAUUCCUCAUUCCCUGUCUUAGACAAUGGCUCACUUUGUGUGAGUCUCCAAGCCAUGUUGGAGGAUUGUGAAUGAGCCUAAAGGCUGCAUGAACCUCCCUCCUCUCUGACACGCAGCUUCUCUCUUACUUUCCUGUUUUAGCAGUAGCCAUAGUUUGCCACAAUGUACCAAGUGUCAACCACAAUUAGUAUUUUCCUUCCACUGCCAGAAUAAAAAAUGCAUUUAAAUUCUAGUUUCCAAUUCUUUCCGGAGGAAAAACACUAAGCCAUAAUUUGCCAGUUCAGACAUAGGGGCAAACUAUGGUUAGCACUAAACAGACACUAGGUGGAGUCUUGCUUCCGGCUGAUGAAUUAAGUGCUACUUUGAGGGCUACAAAGGUUAGUUAGUUGUGAAGAACAGGCACUUCAAAAUUCAAAAUACUUUUCUUUUAAUGGCAGAAGGAAGAGGAGAUCAAUCCCUCCCAAUGAGUGCAAGACAAGCUGAAAGGGGAAGGUGGAGCUCUGCUAAGUCUAACUUCUAUGCUGCAAGAUCAGUUCAGCAACAGACUUGAGAGGUAACGAAAUGAAAAUCUCCUUACUUGGACAUUUAAAAAAAAUGUACUAGAGAACAUUUAUUCAUCUCCUUGCCCAGCCCUUCCAAACCUAUGAUUCAUGGAAAAAAGACACAGUUCCUCAAGCAUUCAUGUGUUGGAUGAAUCAUACCGACAGUUCAGUUAGCAAACUGUCAAUAGCCAAAAAGUUUGAAUUGUGGUCCAUUUGCACCUAUAACAGCUUCCCUACGAAGUCUAACAGCAGCUUUCAGGAAGUGGUGUUUUCAUCAGGAAAAGGAAUGGGAAGAAAGGUUCCAUUUUCCUCUCCACAUACUGAGGACAUUCACUUCCUGUCCAGAGCUAGAGCUGGGAAUUUAAGGAUCCAUGCUUGGCUGCCCCUUGUGGUAAGUCACUCAGGAAAAGGGCUCUAACUUCCUUCUAGGCUCUGGUAAGACUUUGCCCAGCCAGGCAGCCCACUGAUUUAUCCUCACCUGAUAGGGAUCUAUCAAAGCUUUCAGGUCAGGCUUGAGUUUUGCUUGGGUAGCAGGAGCAGUGACGAUUUCUGCUAUAGCUGGUUCCUAUCUGCUCAACUCCUUACUGCCUUGCUGCCUCCUUAUUCCCACCCAACUGACUUACUUUUUCUUUUUUUAAAUAAUUUUUAUUAAUUUUGAAUUACAAAAAUCCAAUAUAAGCUUUAUAAUAUCAAUACCAAAAUACAAUUACAAUUCAAAUACAAAUCCAUCACAUGGCCAAUUAUAAAAUUUAGGUGGCUCCCCGCAUGCUGGACUUCAAGGUCUACUAGUUCCCUUUCAUAGAAUCAUAGAGUUGGAAGAGACCACAAGGGCCAUCGAGUCCAACCCCCUGCCAAGCAGGAAACACCAUCAGAGCACUCCUGACAUAUGGUUGUCAAGCCUCUGCUUAAAGACCUCCAAAGAAGGAGACUCCACCACACUCCUUGGCAGCAAAUUCCACUGUCGAACAGCUCUUACUGUCAGGAAGUUCUUCCUAAUGUUUAGGUGGAAUCUUCUUUCUUGUAGUUUGGAUCCAUUGCUCCGUGUCCGCUUCUCUGGAGCAGCAGAAAACAACCUUUCUCCCUCCUCUAUGUGACAUCCUUUGAUAUAUUUGAACAUGGCUAUCAUAUCACCCCUUAACCUCCUCUUCUCCAGGCUAAACAUGCCCAGCUCCCUUAGCCGUUCCUCAUAAGGCAUCGUUUCCAGGCCUUUGACCAUUUUGGUUGUCCUCCUCUGGACACGUUCCAGUUUGUCAGUGUCCUUCUUGAACUGUGGUGCCCAGAACUGGACACAGUACUCCAGGUGAGGUCUGACCAGAGCAGAAUACAGUGGCACUAUUACUUCCCUUGAUCUAGAUGCUACACUCCUAUUGAUGAGGCCCAGAAUUGCAUUGGCUUUUUUAGCUGCCGCGUCACACUGUUGGCUCAUGUCAAGUUUGUGGUCAACCAAGACUCCUAGAUCCUUUUCACAUGUACUGCUCUCAAGCCAGAUGUCACCCAUCUUGUAUUUGUGCCUCUCAUUUUUUUUGCCCAAGUGCAAUACUUUACAUUUCUCCCUGUUAAAAUUCAUCUUUAAUUCUGCUUACACACUAUUGCUCAAUCCAAUUACAAUCCAAUCCUGAUAAAAUCCCUUAUACCACAGCUACAAUGUUUUAACUUCAAUUCAUAUUAACGCAUUUAGUAAUUUAUAAGUUCGCUAGUCAAGUUCUCCUUUUUCUUCCUGUGUGAGGUAUUAAUCUUAAUCCAUUGUUCCUUUACGUCUUUGUCAAAUAUUAUGUCCAUCUUGGUUAUUCCCGAUCUCUGUCGUGCCUUGUGGCGCUGCUGACUUGGUGUCACGCUAGAUAGAUCUCUCCUCUUUUGUUCUCCAGCCCCUCUGAUUGCAGCUGCAAAAUUCCAUUGCCAUUACUUCCAGUCCUAGGAGGGGAGUCGCCUGGCACCCUGCCAAAUCCCUGGCAAGUCCUCAAAGUCCAAUCCGUCCUCCCCUCAGACGGGGGGGGGGGGAGAUUAACUUCAUAGAGAUUCCAAGUCUUUUAAAAAUUAUUCCAUACUAUUAUGUUUUCCUCACACAGUUCAGUUUGUUAUUGUAAUCCAUAUCUAUACUCCCGUCUCCCUUCAUCUUCACCUGCUAUAUGAAUUUAUUUAUUUAUUGCAUUCUCAGGGGGUUUGCCAAGUCAUUUUUGUAACAAAGGAUUUAUAAUGAAGCCGUUGGCUCCCCGCCCCCACUCCACAUACUGUUUUUUAGAUUGAAUGAAGUCUUCUUUCCGAUUCGUAUCUUUACAACCUUGUAGCUGUUUCAAUUCAGCAGUUUUUGAUCUUGUCCCAUCAUUUCCAGCACGCGUCUGUACAUUAAUCCCAAAUAAUCUUUAACGAACAGAAGAACCUCUGCUCUUAAUGGCGUCAUUGGAGGGUUACCAAGAGGCAUAGUGCUUUUGCACUCAGUGCCUCCCUGCCUCCCGCAUUCUAUGCCAGAGCGGGAGCCAGGCACCGAGAUGAUCUGCGAGUGUAGCCCGUUCCCACCAUCCCUGGAUAACCUUGAUUAACCUUUGCCAACGAUCUCCCAUUGUCAUGGGAGGUAACUCCAUUAAGGCAGACAGGAACCGGAAGCCCCAACUGACUUUCUAAGCUGCCAAUGGCCCAGCAUCAAGAUAAAAAUAUAAGGCAUAAUGUCCACAGUUGCAUACCCUCUCAGCAUUAAGCUAAAAGUAAUGCCCAUCUGCCUUUAAUUCUCAGAAGCCAACACAUCCAUACUUUAUUCAAAAGAUACUCACAAUGUCAAAGUGGCACAGGGUGGCGUCCAUAGUGUUCAGCAGCUCAUAGACAUGGUCCUAAAGAAGAAAUAUUAGCAUUAAUGAAGCUAUUGGGGUAGAGAACUGGACUCCACACACUCCAUUGCUGCAUAUCAUUCAUUUUUAUUAUUGCAUUUAUAGCCCACCUUUCCUGCAAGGGCCUGUACGUGGUUCUUCCCCUCCCCACAUUAAUACAGCAACUCAGUGAGGUGAAUUAAACUCAGAGAGAGAGAGGGUGGGAGGAGAGAGAGGGAGAGACUGACUGGCCCAAGGUCGCCAUCAUAAAAUUUUAGGGGACACACACAUAGCAGACACACACACUUCACAUAAAGCCAAUCUUUAGCCUUCAAAAUGUAGGAAAUAUUCCCUGAGAAAAGUACACAUUAUUUUAGCACACAGAACAAUCAAAAAGGCCAUCUUGGUUCUCCUAAUGACUAUAAAUAAUUUCCUCUACAGAAGGAAAUAACUUGGUGAGACCUUUCCCAGUAGUUCUUUCACUUACAAAUCCUGUCUUAAGGGCAUAUUUGAUGUAUGGAGAGGGUGGGCUUAUGACCAGAAUUCGAGAACUAAGGUAAAAAGGCCAGACUGCCCAGGUAAUACAAUCAGUAAAACAUUAUCAGGUAUCUUGGCAGACAGGAGAACCCAUACUCUCAAAUUUCUGUGAUGUAUGUAUGGUGCUUUUAGGGUCUUCUUUGGCUAAGGGGUUGGGAAAUGUCUGAAGUCUUUAAAGGUUCCUGCACACUUUGUUCUUGGGUUCUCUCACCUCCUUGGAAGGAGGGGGGUGGGACUCUGUUGCAACAGAAAAAUAAAGAUCUGCCUUGCUUUCACUGGAUCCUGUUUCCAUCCAUUCUUCUCUAACUGAUAUAGGGGACUCAGAGUCCUUUGGGGAGUUGGGCAGCAAAAGCCAACCUCCAAUUUUAUACAACAGUCACCCACACCAAUUUAAAACAGUCUGGUUGCAAAGAUCAACCCAGCAUGAAACCAAUUACCUUUCCCCACUCCAUGCCCCCGCAAAGCUGUAUGAAUCAUCUCAGACUUUGCUCGAGACUGCUGCUGAUGACACUGACAGAUGUUUGUGUUUCUGUCCUUGGACAUUAAAGAUCUACCUGAUUAUGAAUUCAACUGUAAACUCUGUGUAGCAUUAAAAGAGACAUGAACACUUCAUCUUUCUUUUUUUUAAAAAUGUUGCUUCCAUUCUUGAGAGGCUGGCUUUCUUAUUAAGCACAGAUGUGUGCUGCUAGCUUUGCUUAUUUAGCAAAUGUCCGCUGUCCACAGAUGUGACUGCUUUUUCAUUUUAAUUCUAUUUUUGUACAGUAGAAUCUGUUUUCUGGUUUUAUUCUGAACAGGUUUUACAUUGCCAGGGGGUGUUGCUGUACCUCCACCCCACCCACCCCUUGACUGGUCUAACUGGGUCGUCAUGCCCAGCCUACAUUCCAGGGUUAUUGUGAGGAAGGACUGGGGAAUAAAAUGUAUUUGGAAGGAGAACUGGAUAAAAUACUGUAUCUACUAUAUAUUUUGAAAAGUUGUUUGUUCACCAUACAUUUAAGUUAUCAUAACAAAAUUUUGCACGAUGGUUCUUGGGAUCAAGGAACAGAUUUUCAUUUAUGUUUGGAGGCAACUGGAUGCCCUUUCAAAUCAAGAUGGCAACUGAACCUUUCAAAACUGCACUGAUUUUAGCCACUGAUUCAAAAUCUGCAUGGCUUUUUGGUUUCUUAGAAUUCCCAAGCAAUAGCAAGUAUGAGACUGCUAAUAUAAAAAUAAAAAAAGUGUCCAAGUUAAAAUCCACCUAGAGAUAGUGUGGCAUAGCAGUUAGAGGGCUGGGCUGAGACAUGAGACCAGGAUUCAGUUGUGAAGCUCACUGGGUAACCUUCGCCAGCCACUGUCUCUCAGCCUAACCUACCCCACAGGGUAGGUUGUAAGGAUAAAAUGGGGAGGAGGAGAACAAUGUACCACACCUUGAUCUCCUUGGAGGAAAGAUGAGAUAUAACUGUAGUAAGAUACAAAUGUGAUGAUGAUAAUAAAUAAUAAGAAUAAGAAUGUAAUAAUGCAGAAACCACUUGCUCUGACAACAGCCAUGUCCCAAAUUCUGCAAUGCCAAAGUGGGAAAUGCUCUGAUGACCUUUUUGGCAUUAUGACUAUUAUUUCACUUUAUUAUAACUUGCCCAUCAGCUGAAAUGACCACUUUUGCACAGCUAUUAAAGGUGUAGGAGUCUGGUCUUCUUUUUCAUCUGGUCAGCCAAGUUAUUAUAUGCAAGGAGAAGACUUCUGGCCUAGUAAAGACUCCACAAAGGCUUAGCACUCAACAGUUGCGGUCAUCCCUGUCAUUCACACAGAGAGGUCAAGAAAAACUACAGAACAACUGCUCUCCUCUUUCAAAAAGGUAGAAGGCUUUUCGAGUCAGACCAGGGCAAAUCAAUAGAAGCCUCAAAAGCAACAUCUCAAAUCCCUACUAACACUCACCCGGAAUUCCAUUACAUCCACAAAGGUUUGAUAAUAGGAAGUGAGUGCCCGGAAAAUAUCUGCUUUCUCCUUGUAUACUGGUCCCAAAUGUUGCUGUAAAGAAAAGCAAACAAAGCAUGGACAAGUAUGACUGAUCACCAGCAACCUCAUUCCUCUGGGAAACAGAGCAGAGCUUUUUCAGUAGUGGCUCCCUUGCUAGGGAAUGGACUCCCUAAAGCUAUCGAUCUGGCCCCUGAUCUUAGUGUUUUUUCCCCUACCAUCAUUUUAAAGAAAUGAGCUUGUAUUUCUUUUAAUUUCAGCAGGAUUUUUACAAAAACAAAUUAUAUUUAUUGAGUUUUAUUAAGGCUUCAUGUCCAGAUAUACAGUUUACUCAAGUGACAAAAACAAUUGACCACAAAACAAAAACGAAACACCAACAAUUCAGGUAAAAUACUUGAUCUGAAAACUAUUGGAUCCAUUUUAGUCACACUCUGGCUACAUUUAGGCUUACUCCUUCUGUUCAUUUUUUUUAGUGACACGUGACAGCUAAUUAUUAUCUUUUGUAUGUUUGACACCACAAUCCUGAACACAAUUACUAGGCAAUAAGCUCCACUGAACACAGGAAGAAUGAAUUCAGAAUAAGCUUGCAUGGUUUUAGGCCUUACAUCACAACUUGCUUCCAGGGCACAGGGCAACAGCACCAAGUCUUUCCAGACUGGAACAAAUACACAAUGGCUACCUGGCAUCUCCACAUCACGGGGAGGAGUGGCCCAAGUCCUUCCUCCCCUGCUUGACACUUAACAUUUAUCUAUGUUUUUAAAGAGACUGAUGAACUCAUCCAGCUUUACAAACUUUUCGUUCCUGAAGAGCAAUUAAUAUCAUCUAGGCCUUCCUCAAUAUAUACAGGGAGAUACAGUGAUAGCACACAUGUUUACAAGGGAAAAGUCCUAUGUUCAACCCUUGCCAGCUCCAGCUGAAAGGACCUCAGGAGGUAUCAGGGCUAGAAAAGGAAAGGUCUCCUUUGAGAGCAAUUGGAAAACAGCCCUUGACUAGAUUCAUACAUUCAUGUGGAUUAUGAAGGGCUGGAGCUCCAUGGUCAAACACAUACUUUGUAUGCAGAAGGUCCCAGUUUCAAUUCUCUGCAUUUCAAGAUAGGUUUGUAAAAAGCCACUACCUGAAAUCCUGCGCAGCUGCUGCCAGUCCGCAUGGACAAUACUAGGCUAAAUAAAUGGGUUGGUGGUGUGGCUCAGUAAAAGUCAGUUCCUACUACUCAGGGAUAGAACAUAUUUCUACCUAUGCUCUAUCCUAGUUAAUAUAAUGUAAUUGGAAUUUGGGGCCAUCAAGAAAAUGCCUCCUGACUCAACCCCUAGAAUACACCCAGGAUGGCAGCAGUUCUUCUCGUGCAGAAGUUACUCUUGUUUAAGCCAGGAGAAUAGCAAUGGCCACUUUCUGUUCCCAGAGAGUACAAUCCCUCCAACUCCCCACUCCAGCUCUGACAUGGGGUCUCACCGUGCCGCUCCGUGUGUCCAAGUUGGGAAACUUCUUGUUGAUGUAUUUGAUAGAGGAUUCCAUGGUCUUCUCGGUGAAGAAGCUUGGCUUGGUCCGGGAAUCCAUACAUGUCUGCAAAAGUCAACAAAGCUGCACUCAGAACUGAGCAACGUGCAAUGCCAAUUGUGCUGCUCUAUUUAAUUUCUAGGGGAAGCGGGUAGCACUGUUCAUCAGGAACACAGCAUCCAGGGAAAAGAAAGUUUAAUCCUUUACCCUACUGCAGUUGCAACACACACAGAGAGAGUGCCUUUUAGUGCCAAUAGGACCUGCCUAUAAGAAUAACAGCAGAGCAAGGGAGAUGUUACAAAAGUUGGACGCCACCUGUGAACACUGCAGUCUCCCAGAAUAUCUAAUUUCUGACUUCACUAAACUUAAGCAAGGCCUCAUCUGCACAGCACAGUUAAAGCAGCAUCAUGCCACAUGAAGCAGUCAUGGCUUCCUGCAAAGAACCCUGGAAAGCAGUUUGUUAAGAAGCUUAGAGUUGUUGGGAGACCCCUGUUCUCCUUACAUAGCUAUAAUCCCCCAUGUUCCCUGGGAAGAGAUUGUUAAACCACUUUAGGAAACAUAGUUGUAGGAAGAGAAUUCAAUUUGAUUCAAUCUGACUGGUUGAUCAUUGCUUUCAUGAUGUUGGUUUGGGAUUCCUAGCUCUUUACAUGUAAGAAGGUUCGGCAUUCAUGUCCAAUCCUCCACUUGACACAUUUUUUCCAAUUACGGAUUACCGUAUUUUUUUGCCCUAUAGAACACACUUUUUUCCCUCCAAAAAUGAAGGGGAAAUGUGUGUGCGUCCUAUGGUGCGAAUGCAGGCUUCAGGAAGCUAUCCGCAAGCCGUGGGAGAGCUGCGCGACUUCGCGCAGCCCUCCCACGGCUUACAGAGAGCUGCCUGCACCCAGAAGCCUGGGGCGCGCUGAGCUCAGCACACCCCAGGCUUCGGGCUUCGCGCAGCUCUCCCACAGCUUGCGGAGAGCUGCCUGUUCUGGGGGCUGGGGUCGGGGGAAGCUCGGGCUUCCCCCAGCCCCAUGCCUGGGGGGGGGGGGAUAAUUUUUUUCUUUAUUCCCCCCCCCCCCAAAAAAAUAGGUGCGCCCUAUGGGCCAAAAAAUACGGUAUUAUCUAUGAGCAGCUGCAUUAAAAGCUGUACCCAUUUCCCUUUCCUCUAAUAAGACCAGAUAUUUAAUAUGGCAAGAUCAUAACCAACAGCAACAGUCACUUUAUUAAUAAGUGGAGGUAAACAACAGGCACUCCUACAAAUCAGCAGAUCAGAACCACACAUCAGAUCCCCACAGAGACUCCAAAUCCCAUACAAACCAUACAGAGCAUACAGCCAUACAGUCAACUCUCUCUGUAGUAGUAAUAGUAAUAGCAGCUUAACUAGUCACUGUCAUACUGAAUCUGCCAAGGUCAAGCAUUCACCUCUCGGAUCAUACCAUCCCAACCUUGUCAGUGAACCACCCAUUCAAAGAACCAUUCACAGCCAUUUAAGAAAAUAACAUUGUUUUGUCAAAUCCAAGAUUCUAAUUCAAGAGGCACUUUAAAGAAAAAAACACAGGCCCAUCCAUCCACAGUAAUCAAAUAGCAAGCUCAAAUCACUCCCUAAGGUAAAAUGUAAGUGAUGUACAUGUGGUGGAACCUGCGACAGUUUGCAGUAGAGAUCAUGAUCAAAGCCGGAAGGGGAAAGGAGGUGCCGCCAACAAGACAAUUCUGUUGUAAGCUGUGAUCAGAUCUGCUGUUGCCCCUACAGAAAGAGGAAGCUUCAGAAAGUUCUCAGCCAACACUCACAUGCAACAGGAAGAGGAACCACAUGCGUGUGGUAUCUCCUCGUCUGCUAAAAUGCUUAGAAUAGCUCCAAGGUUUCAGCUAGUGGAAGAUCUAUUUACGUCUUUUCAGGUCUUCUACUGAGACAAGAUAAAGAGGAGCCAAACAAAUGGCUCAGUUCAAAAAGUUAGAUUAGCACACCUGGGUUCAAAGCCCCAUGAAGAUCACUGCAUGACUUUGGGCCAGUUUCUCACACACCCAGGUCUAACAUACCUCUGGUUGUGAUGAUAAAAUGUAAGCUUCCCUGAGCUCCACAGAAGGGAGGAGGGCAGACCUAUGCAAUUUAUAUCCGCUCCCACAUCUUCCUCUGCCUGCUGAACCUUUCUACAGCAUUAAUGCAACAGUGAUCAAGAUCACAGAUACGGAGCAGUUGCCACUCCAACCGCUGGUGAUAUGUAUUCGAUGGACAAGACUAAGAUGGGCAGACAGGAGAUGGACCAAGGGGGGAUAGUCAGAAGCACCCAAGGUUGCAGUAGAUAUGUGAACACUAAGGUGGCUCAGGAAAGGUUUGUGCUGGUCAAAAAGGAGUCUUGAAGAGAGGAAGGAAUUGGCUGGACAAAUAAAGAAAACUCUUUCUGCUGGGAGUCGAAGAAACGGCUUGAUUAGCACUGAUGAAAGCAAGGAAGUAGGACUGGGAACUAGAGAAAAUUGGGACCGAUUGCAGAUCCAGAAAAAAAGUAUUUUCUUUCAGAGCAGCAGUAUGCAAGAAUCCCUAGUUUCCUCCAUUAACCCACUAGAUCCACUGCCAGCUGCUUCUAAGAAGGCAUCAGCAGUUGACUGAAGAGCCAUGAACUCUUCCUUGGACCUUUCCCAGUUCAUAUUCGUUGGGGGGUGAGCAUCAUGCUUUCACAACUGGGAUCAAAAUAGGAGCUGUCUACUAGUCAAUGAAGCCUAGGACUUCCUCAACCCAAUAAAAGUAACUAGCAGCCCUGCUCUCUAGCUACCUGCACCCAUGGCUGUAAGAGCCAUUCUCUCUUCUUGCACCAAGCCAAGAGCAGAGCACGGCAGAGGACCUCACCACCCCUUUUCCAAACCACUAGACCCUAUGACUUCCUUCUCAAAGUUGGGCACAGAUCCGUUUCCCUGCAGAGAACACGAAGACCUGCCACUGGUCACAUCAGCUCCUACCUUCUUGAUGUUGUACAUGCGAACAAGGACCCCCUUGCCCCUCUCAUUGAGGAUGGUCAGCUUCUCCGCAAACUUGUGCUGAUACACGGAGGGCAGAGACAUCUCCCUGUUGAAUUCUCAGUGCCCUCUCAGUCUUCACUUGAAGCAAGACCUCAAAACUAGAGGCGCAAUACAGUGCCGUGAUCUCUUCAAGGGGAAAAUUUAAAAGGGGGGCAAGAGAUCUGGGUGCCAUGCAGUGGCCACACCCAGCAACACAAGCUGCAGAGGGCCUGCGUUGCUGCUUUCGCACUGGGGCCGGCAGCUGCACACAAGCUUGUCUCCUGACACUUCCCCCUUGAGAAGCGGUGAACGCUGCUUCCCUUUGGGGGCUGAGACUUCCUGUGGCUGGAGCGCUUAAGAAGCACAGCAGCUCUGUUGCAAAGCAGAUCUGCAGAUCAUGCUAGUUUUGUUCUGUGGAAGCAAACCUCUUCCUGCUAGGCAGUUAACUCUGCUGCUUCUGCCAAACCACACCUAUUGUAAAAUUAGAACUACCCUAUUUUCUCCUGGUGCCUUUUUCAAGCUGGACAGCGGAUAGAAAUUAUGGAGGUGAAGCUUGUUAACGGAGAAAUCUGAGGGCUCCCUUGGACAAAAAACAAGGACACCAGCCAGGAAUACCAGAGCAAAACAGCAGCCAGUAGGCUUGGUCUUUAUUGAAGACUGUUGUGACAGGACUCCCACCUGCCACCAGGUGAAACAAGAUGGAAGCCCUGAACAAAAGAAGACCCCAACUUUUAUUAGUUGCUAACCCCCCAAAAUACACCCCUAAAACUACACAACUACAUCACUGAUACAUCACAAAAAGGAGGGGUUGCGGGAGCAGUUUGUGGAGGUAACCUGAGUAUCUUGUCACCUGGCUGGUUCCUCCUUUCCCCCUCCCCAUGAGUCAUUUCCAGGGGACAAAGGGAGGAGGCAGUUUCUUGCCCCAGAGGGAAGAGCUGAUCAUUGUCCUUUGUUCCAGUCGAGUUGAGUCCACUCCCAUAUGUAAGUUCUUUGUGUCCUUGAUGGUCUUCUGUCUAGGACCAUCAAGGUUGGCAUGCCAACCGGGCAGGGCUCCUGCGUACAUGUUGGUACCCUCAAGGGCUCAAGGGAUUAUGGCCGUCCUGGAUCAAACCAUCCCCUUUUGAUAGUCCUUCCUACAUAGAGCAAAAUAAAAGUGGAACAGUGUAGAUCCGAUGUAUGGUUGAUUUUCUAUGAAUUUAUAACAGAAACAUUGUGUAUGUCAUGUGUGAGUGUAUCUGUGUGUCAAGUUUGUACAAACUAAAUGAUUGGGGGUGGGUUCCUGCAACAAGCUGCUGAACUUCUGUCCAUUGAGUAGCUGUUAAAUACCCCAGACAAAAAAAACAACAACAGAACAGCAAUGACUGAUUUAAUUACCCUGCUCUUGUGCGCGCGCGCUCUCUCUCUCUCUCACACACCCACCCACCCCACCUUUUUGGGAAGCAGUUAAGGGCACUCACUAUGAGAGUUACACCAUUUUACGUUUAGAUUCUUAUUCCACCUUUCCUCCAAGGCACUCAAGGGUGGGCAGUUGUUGCUAUUAUUUACCGUAUUGGCCCGAAUAUAAGCCACACCCAAAUAUAAGCCACAGCUUUAAAAUUCAAGGGGGGGGGAAAUACAAUACCCAAAUAUAAGCUGCUCUCUUAAAAUUCUGCAGGCACUCACACCCGUUCCAUUUUACCGUAUGUCUGGUUCAGCAGCGAUAUCGUAAAAGCCCAUUUUUGUAUGGUCGCAAAUUUAAGCUGUGCUUUAACUUUUCACGGUCAGAAUUUGGGGGGGGGGGAGUGAGGCUUAAAAAUAAAAUAAUUAUUUAAAAUAAUUUAAAAAUAAAAUAAUUAUUUAAAAAUAAUUUUAAAAAAUAGAUUUUUAAAAUUUAAAUCAGAUUUUUUAAAAAUAAAAUAAAAUGCUUUUGGUGAAAAAAUCUUUCUAAAGAUAGUUUUCUUUAAGUUACCAGUAAGUGUGAAGCAGUAAAAAUGAAAGUGCAAACCUUGUGAGCAGAAUACUCCACAAGUCUUGGGAUCUUUGUGAAAGGAUUGUGCAAGUCAGUUGCAUGUCUGUGUAACUCGGACUUGAGGCAAGUGCUGAAGGCACUUCAGGGCUGGCAGCCUCUUCCCAAUCCCACCGGGUCACAACAACUGCACUGACACUUAACUCUGCAGAAUAGGCACCUGAAUGUAGAAGCAAAUCCAAAGGGUGGUGGAGGAGGAGGAAUUAGUAACAGGGAUCUGUAAGACCUUGGUGAGACCUUGAAGUGCUUGCCAGUCAACUAAUAAGAGCACUAGUUCCAGGCCCUUCUUCCCAGAGCUCGCCUGACAUUGUCCAAACGAUAAAGUUUCUACCUGGAACUUCAGUCCUGACGUUCUCUGCUCCAGUCCUUGUUUCCCCUUUUCCAGCUUUCCACCAGCCUGUUUCUCCUCAGCCUGCUCUUUCUGCAAGCCUCUUCCAGCUCAGGCCUACCAACUGUAUCUCUCUCCCCCCCCCCCCCCGCUUCUCCAGAAAAAGUACAGCAGAACAGCUGUCCAAAUAUACAGUAAUACCUCUGCAAACGUCCGCCUUGUCUAGCGUCCAUUCCAGCAAAUGUCCACAGCAAACCCGGAAGUACCGGGUUACUUCCGGGUUUGCAGCUCACACAUGCACAAACACGCUAAAUUGCGCUUUGCGCAUGUGCAGACGCACAAGCCACUCCAUGCACGUGCGCAGACACAGCGCUUUGCCCUGCGUCCUUUUUGGCUAGCGGCUGGGGCUCCGGAACAGAUCCCGGCUGCAAAACAAGGUACGACUGUAAACAGUUAAACUUAUUAAGCCUUGCAAUAAUGUAUUUCUAAUGAUAAAACCAAAUCAGUAAUUUUUGAUAUAACUGUAAAAACUACUCUGAAAAUUUAUUAUUCCAAAAAUGAAACCUUAUACCAGCAAGAAUGAGUCUUUCUGUUAAAAAAAAACCUCAGAUCGUAUAAAUCUUUUGCCUUUUAAAAAGAAAAAAAAUUACAUCAAGUCUUACUGACUAGUGAUUUAAAUAGCUUUUAUUUAAAUCAAAUCCACCGUUUCAAACGGCAAAUAACAUGGUAACUGUUGGGGAAGGAGGAAAGAACUCAUAUGUCUGCUAUCAAGCAUGGUUGUUUAUUUUCUGAGGAAAUAUACCAUAUUUUUCAGUGUAUAAUACGCCCCCAUGUGACUUUGCGGGACUCAAAUUUAAGAAAAGAGGGGUGGUCCUCCAAAGUUGAGCUUUUUUUAGGGGGGAAAUGCCAAAAAUAGCUCCCAUGACAGACCAACAAUGCCACUCGCACACAUCGACAAAGCAAACUAUCCUCCGUUCCCUCCCCGACAAAAGCAGCAAAUCGCUGCAAGGACAGCAAAUCAACACCAGCCCUUGCCACAGCUACCAAUAACAAUCUCUGACUCACAGCAGCAACCAAUCCCACGUUCCCACAAUGCACUACCCAUGUCUGAUGACCCCGAAUUUUGAACAUGAUUUUUGAAUUGAAAGAAUAGUCUUACACAUGGGAAAGUACAGAAGUCUUCUAUCUGACUAAUGUGCCAGUUCCCACCAACCGGCAAGGCACGGCUGCCCAAGGUUGCAGCUUGGAAUGGCAAGUAUGCAGAUCCACGUGCACAAACUACUGCUCUCUCUUAAUGAGAGGAGAGGGCCAAGGCCAUGCAAAUUCCCUUCCAUGCUGACAAGACUUGCCUUUAGAGAAAGAGUGAAAUCUAUCAGGUAUCUAUGGCUUUAAUAGGUACCUUAGUUACAAUGAUGUCACAAAGUUCUUCAGAGAGCCACCAUCCCAUUGGCUGGAUUUACAGUUAAACAGCAGGGUAAGUUGAAAGCUGAGUCACUUUGGAUUCAGCAGCUGUUGAAGACAGGCUCUUUGAUUUGGUCAGCCCCUCUUAUCUCAAAGCCAGCCAGCUGCAGACAAGGCAAGUGCUUCCAUGUAUUAUCAAAUAAUGGGAUUGGGGUGUAGAAAAGGCUAUCAACAAAUCUGAGUCGAAAGUAAGGUGCUCUUAAUUUGUGUUUGUGGAGGUAAACGGAAAGACUUGGUGUUAUUGUUGUCUUCCCUUUAACUAUCUUCUAUCCUGGAACCCAAAGUGCUGGGCAUGUGGUUCCUAUGGUAUACCCUCUCUUACCUAGGGAAUGACUUGAGGCAGCACUGCUUAGCUUUAGCAAGGAGUUGCUUUCAAACUGCACCUUGGGACACUGUAUGUGGUAAGGCUUUCUGGUUGUGUUUAAUUUUGUAUAAUUUUAAUUGUGGGAGAUUAUCCUGGGACUGUGAGGGGACCUGAUGGGGUGAAGAAAAGUAAUUCAUUACUAUGGUUAGUGUUUAACCAGAGAUGAUGGCAGGAUGUUUGAUAGUGCGGAGGGGAUUGCUAGCAUUAUUAUUCCUGCUGCUGAGUUGGGGGAUUCCAAUGCUGAAGGAGCCAGGCAAGUUUCUAGGUGAGUUAAGGGGCCCAAAGUGCAAUUUUGAAGCUGGUUAGUAGCUUCUUAUUUGUACAAGUUCAAAAUGGAGCACAAUCAGAAAACUUAACAAGGAACCAAGAGUAUAUACCGUAUUUUGCGCUCCAUAGGACGCUCCGGCCCAUAGGGCGCACCUAGUUUUUUUGGGGGGAAAUAAAGAAAAAUAUUUUUAUUUUCCCCCCAGGUGCGGGGCUGGAAGAACUAGGUCGGGGAACAGCGGGAAGGUGCGCUCUGCCUCCCCGCUGUCCCCCGAGCUUGUGGGGCUGGCGAUGGGGAGAAGUGCGCUGAUCCUGGGACUGCAGGCAGCUCUGCGCGGCCAUCCGGAGCGGGGCGGGACUUCACGCCCAGCUCCCAGUGGCCGCGCAGAGCUGCACUGAGCCGGGGACGGCAGGCAGCUCUGCGCGGCCAUCGGGAGCGGGGCGGGACUUCGCGCCCGGCUCCCGGUGGCCGCGCAGAGCUGCGCUGAGCCCAGGACUGCAGGCAGCUCUGCGCAACCCUCGGAGUCGGUCUCCCGAGGGUUGCGCAGAGCUUCCUGAAGCCUGGAGAGCGAGAGGGGGGAGUGCGCACCGACCCCUCUCGCUCUCCAGGCUUCAGCGAAAGCCUGCAUUCGCCCCAUAGGACGCACACACAUUUCCCCUUCAUUUUUGGAGGGGAAAAUGUGCGUCCAAUGGUGCAAAAAAUACGGUAAGCCUCUAAUCUGAAAAACAGAAGUUAAUCCUACCCCCUGGGAGUGAGAACUUUUUUUUAGCCCCCAGGCCAGAUUCCUUUGGGCUGCAUUCCAGGGGUGGAUGGCCAAAGGCAAAAGCAGGUAGAGCGUUAAAGUUUACUUUUCUCUCUGUCUAGUAAACUAGUUUAUUCACACUUGCGCACCUCUCUCUACCCUCCAUCCAGCAAGCAAGAAGCAUUACCAGAGUUCCAAGGGCAAAUUCCAGCCAGGAACAAGCACUAAAGGAGGCCACAAGCAGGGCUGGUUAGGGCUGUGGCCCGGUGGGUGGGUGUCACACACAUCUGUGAACAUUUUACAAAAGAAAAGAGUUUUAUCAGAGAGCAUUGAAGUGAUCAAUCUGCCAAAGAUAUAAUAUGUGGUAGGUCAAAGCUGGGAUUCAGGAGCACACAACUACCACUCAAAAAAAUCUGAACUAAUCUGUAAAAUCUUCAGUUUGUGGUUAAACCAUGGGGCCAGCGUGUUUUUAGCUGCUUGAUUGAACAAAUUAAAAAGCUGAAUAAUUAAUGUGACUAUUGCACAGGAACAUUACAAUUAAUGUAUGUUUACUCAGAAAUCACAUUGCAUUCAGCAGACUGUACUCCCAGGUUAAGUGUCAAUAGGAUUGCAGUUUGCAGAACCCUGAAAUAUUUUGUAGCAUUUAUUAAGCCACUUUGGGGCACAAGUGCUGGAAAGCCAGGAUUAAUAUUUACUGAAGAAACAUCCCACAAAAGUCAUUGGGGUAUAGGCUCUGAAUAUUUGAUGUUGUUCUUGCCUUGAUGCAUCUGAGGAAGUAGGCUGUAGUCCAUGGAAGUUACGCCAUAAUAAAUUUGUUAGGCUUUAAGGUGCCACAGAACUCCUUAUUUUGUUUUGUUGUGUUUUGCUGUAAGAGACGGAGGGGUACUCCUGGCAGUCCUUGCCUCAGUGCCUUCAAAAGAUCUUGGCUGCCUUCUGAAGUAGGCUUUCUAGUAGUCUGGGAGGGGAAUUCUAAUCAGGAUUUCUCUGCCACUAUUGCUUGAGAAUGUUUCCUGCUGAGCAGAAUUGUCCUGCCCAGUGGGGUGCCCAGACUGUGUUUUCAGAGUAACUUAUAAAUCCUCCUUGUCCAAGGACAAGUAAUUAGCAAAUGCUUUGUUAUCUGGAGAUUGCUGCCCUAACUGUGUGAUCUCUACACACAGCAACGAUAGCUGACUUUUGCUACUGAAAGUAAUGCUGGGUCCUCCUGUCACAUUAGUAUAACUCCAGCAGGCCUUAUAUAGUCAUUCUCAUUCAUUCUCUCUCUCUCUCUCUCUCUCUCUCUCUCUCUCUCUCUCUCACACACACACACACACACACACACACACACACACUUAUUUUUAUCUACUGCAUUGUAGUCCUGACAUCCCUCCAUAAUAAUAAUAAUAAUAAUAAUAAUAAUAAUUUUUUAUUUAUACCCCGCCCUCCCCAGCCAAAUCCCGGCUCAGAGCGGCUGUUUGCAUAGACAUUGAGGCAGCACACAUUCUUCCCCCCCCCCACACCCCCCUGCAGUAAUCCUGUGACAGUAGGUAGGGCUGAGUGUGUUGGUGCCAGGUUUGGGGGGGGGGGCUCUUGGGUACAACUCCCUCCCAUAGCCUGUCUACUUCCUUGCUGAAAAGCAUAAAGAGGAAGCCCAUAUCACCAGGAUGGUGAAAGCCAAAGCAGACUGUGAGCAGCUCCAAAGUAAUUUCUUCCAGCUAGGUGAAGGGGAAAUAAAAUGGCAGAGGAUGUAGCGUGUCACUUACCACUAUGUCACUUUACUCUUUAAAAGGCAACCCCAAAUUUCCUUGUAACAGCAAUGACACGGACCUUAGAACAAGGGGUCAUCAUUGAGCUAUCAACAGCGUGUACUGCAAUGGCAAAAGCAAAAUCCAUGCUUUGUAAGGGGGAGUAUUGGGAAAAGUAUUGAAAAUAAAUCUGACAGGACUGUAAUGCCUACUAUGCUAAAAUAUGAUAAUUAUUAUUGUAUUGCUCUGUACUGUGAGGUUGGUGCAUUCCCAAAAGGGCACAAUACAGCUGGAAAAAAUGCAAGAAAGGGGCCAAUCAAAAUGAUAGUGCAGAUGCUUAUGGGGAAAAGCUAUAUUGUUUGAAGAUACUUUCUUUAGAAAAUAGGACAUAUAGUGGAGGCUUGAGUUAUGAAUGGUAGCAGAAUGGUUGGCAAACAUAUUCCCUUGCAUAAUACUAGAAGUUGCCCAAUUAAACUGGCAUAAAUAUAGGAGUGACAAAGGUAUUUUUCACAACACAAUAAUGAACAAGGAUAUCAUUGCCAAAUGUGGUGAUGUGAUGGUUUUAUACCUAGGGUCCCUUGUGCCCUUGGUAAAGAGCUGUAUCAAUACCCCCCCCCCCCAAAAAAACUUUACUGUAUGCCUUUGUGCUGUGGUGCAAGGAUGGGAAGCUGCUUCUGCAUUUGAUCUCCCCAUGAUAGCAGUGGCAUGUUGCCAUAUAUGUCAUACACUCCAUAGCGAUAGGUGAAUUUUGUGGUGCCCCCCCCCAGCCUGUGCCCCCAGGAGAAGCCAGUUUAUCCACCCACUAGGUACACCUCUGUACACUCUUACAGAGGACUAGUGGGUCAACAGCACUGGCAUCAAUAUAAAUGUAAUCUCCAAAUCUUUUAAGCAAUGAUUCCUAACAAGGGAGGGCUGUUUACCUUCAUAUCCUGGCGGUUGAUUUUGAAUCUGGCUAUCAACUGCUAGAAAUGGGAUGCUAAUAAUAAUAAUAAUAAUAAUAAUUAAUAAAUUUAUUUAUACCCCAUCCAUCUGGUAUAAAUGGGCUAGACUAGGUUGACAUGUGGUUUGAUAACCAGGGCUCUUGUGCUCUAAACUAAUGUCUGAAAUAAGUUCAGAAGCAGCACUUCUGAGCAAAUAAGCUAUCUCAUCAGAGGGUCAGAUUCUUAGGCUUCAGACCAUGUGUCUCUCUUGUAUGGUUUUGCCCUGAUGCUUUGUAACAUCUCAUUCUUAAACACUGCUAGGAGCACAGUACGCAGCCAGUCCUAUAUUAAUUCCAUGGAUCCUGAACGGCUUGUCCAAUGCCCUUAUGAUAAGAACCACCAGAUCAGAGCCUGCAGGUUACCUUACCACUUGGUGAAAUGCAGAAAGGUAAGAGGAGGGGGAAAAGAAGGAUAUUGGUAGGGUACCACAAAUAACUUCUCCUCUUAAAAUGGCCUUGCACAUCUUGGAUUUGUAGGAAAUGGUUGAAGUGUGUUAAUUCACCACAGAAGAAUGAGCUACCCUGGCUCCUAUGGGUGAAAGCAAGCAGAAAUCUAAUUACCACUUUGUUCAUUGGCUCCCUUUUCAAAAGCAGAGUAAGUUAGCUCUGAUCUGAGGUUAUGUGACAUGUUGAACAUCCAAACAGAUGUAAACAAGUUCAAACAAAAUUGCACAAUGAAGCCAUUUGAGCAAGUCUAGAGUCUCCUGUUUGGUACACAUGUUCUUCUAUUGGAAGGACUCUUAAUUUUAACAAUUUUGUUUUUGUGACCUUGCAGCGAGAUACUGUGUGGUUUUUAAUUCUGAUAACAUGCCCCGUGAUAGCAUCUUGGUAUCACACCUAUAUCAGUGUGACCACCAGAUUUGCACAGCACCAGCAGAGUAGUCUAGCAAAGCUUUAGAGUCUUCUCCCUUUCGAGCUGUCAGCCUUUCCAGUGAAGGAAACUCCUUGACCACAACACAGUUCAGUGUAAAGCGUUUUAUUGCUUCAAGACACAAGACGAUUCAAACACACUAUAUACAUAAAGUUAAGAGAUGCUCGUGCAUCAUAAACUAUGCUAUAGUAAGUUGGUCUUAGAAAUUAAACUGAAGAGAUUCAACUAUACAAAGAGGUCCACAUUUGAGGAGAGAUGCACCACUGCCUUUUGCUGCUGAAUGCAGCCUUGGCUUUAUAGCUGGCAAUGCACAGACACACAUUCUUUGGAGAAAGGGAGAUGGAGGAGUCCUGCUAAAGGCCUGUGGCCUUGAACUGUUUCCAGAGGCCCACCACAGCUGGCAUCCUAACUCUGAACAGAAAUCAGACAUGGGGGAAGACGCAAACCAAGCAGUUAGUGCAAUUCUGCACAUAUUUGCAAAUUACACCAGCACUCCAUUAAUCCUCUCCUAAGUAAAGUCAAUACAGAUUUAGAUAUUCUAGCCCUCCAAAGAAAAGCAGUCCUAAAAAUAAAAAAGGAACUAUUCUUCACAAAGUCCACAAUGGUUUUUCUGGGGUGGGGGCUUACUAACUGGCACAUCUGUUCAUAGUGAAAGGACGUGUCCAAGUGGGAUGUGGAGUAAAGAAUCAUUAACUUAACUGUUGUUGUUGUUUUUCAAAAAUACACCCUUCGUUUAAUCCAGGAGUGGGGAACCUGUGACCCUCUAGAUGUUGCUGGACUCCACUCCCACCAUUCCUGCACAUUGACCAGUGGCUGGGGCUGAUGGGAGUUGAAGUCCUGCCACAUCUGAACAGGUUCUUCACCCCUCUGUCUCCUCUCUGUGAAUAGGACUGACCAGGUAGCGAGGUCUUCUAGGAAAGCCAUGGUGGAUCCAGUGAAGAAUGCUGGGUUCAAUUAUUCUACUACUCUUCUCUAGAGAGGAAUAGAAUCUAUAAUCAUCCCAUAUGAAGCCAACAUGGAUUAAGUGGGCAUGUUAUCAUUGUAGAGAACAUCCCCUUUCAUUCUUGAGUGCUGGGUGGGUUUGAUGGAGGCCUAGCUCUGCACUGUUAACGUCUUUUUUCCAGAACAACCAAAAGAUCGCCAGAGAGCUCGCAACAUGCCCCUACAACGCCCGUCACAGAGUUCCAAAGCAGGAGUUAAAAUUGCACAUUGCAACUUGUGAGAACAAAGUUUCUCCAGAGGUCUUGGAGGGUAAGAGAAUUGCUCCUGUCUGCUCUAAAACCCAGUAGAGCAUGCUGUGUGUAUAAUAUUGGUGCUGCUGGUGUAAGAAAACUUAAUAACUUGCUAUCUGUAGCAAAGCUCUGGGCACUCUAGGCUGGAGAUACAUGCUCUGAUUGCACUGCAUACUGAGCAUUCAACUGGUUGUAAAAGCUGGGCUGAAAGAAGUAAUGAAUGGAUUAUACUGAGCAGGGUGGGUGUAAUAAGCAGUAUUCAGGUGGGGGGAGUGACUUGGCUGAGUGCCAGUCCAUUUUCCUGAAGUGUGUGAUGUAAUGGAAGAUGGGAUUAAAAUUCAAAACUAACUUGAUUGAAGUACUUACUGGUCAAACAAGUGAAGGGAGAAGUGCUGUAAGGUAAGGAUCUAGGCAUUAUGUCAAACUAUAAAACAGGAGGAUGCAAUCUAUACAUGAAGUAAAGGCAGGCCUGUAGAACUACAUUACAAAAUUGAAAAAGAAUGAAUAUUGAAGGAUGUCUGUGUUUCAGUUCAUGUAGCAUUUUUGAAAGUGCAAAUUGGGUAGAUUUGCCUUGAAAUUCAAACUGAAUUGAAUUUAUCACCAUUCCCUAGCCGGAAGGAGCAGCCUUUAUGAAUGUGGGGAACAGGUAUGUUCCAGCUUAAAACUCUAGUACAGUGGUGCCCCGCAAGACGAAUGCCUCGCAAAACGGAAAACCCGCUAGACGAAAGGGUUUUCCGUUUUGGAGGUGCUUCGCAAAACGAAUUUCCUAUGUGCUUGCUUCGCAAGACGAAAAUGUCUUGCGAGUUCCUGCGGGGUUUUUUUCCUUCCCCCCCCCUUUUUCCCAAGCCGCUAAACCGCUUAUCAGCUGAUGGCUAAGCCGCUUAUCAGCUGAUCUUUAAGCCGCUUAACAGCUGAUGCUAAGCCGCUUAUCAGCUGAUCUUUAAGCCGCUUAACAGCUGAUGCUAAGCCGCUUAUCAGCUGCCUUUAAGCCGCUUAACAGCUGAUGCUAAGCCGCUUAUCAGCUGAUGGCUAAGCCGCUUAACAGCUGAUGCUAAGCCGCUUAUCAGCUGAUCUUUAAGCCGCUUAACAGCUGAUGCUAAGCCGCUUAUCAGCUGAUCUUUAAGCCGGCUAAGCCGCUAAGACUGUAGCGCUAAGCCGCUAAACCUCUAAUGGGCUUGCUUCGCAAGACGAAAAAACCCGCAAGACGAAAAAACCCGCAAGACGAAGAGACUCGCGGAACGGAUUCUUUUCGUCUUGCGAGGCACCACUGUAUACAAUGUAAACCAUCCACUAAAAAUGGUUGUUUAUACUUGAUAGCCUAAAAUAAAACUUCAUAUAUGAAAACUGGGAUAUUUUGGUGGUGAUAGCUAUACACACAAACCACUGGUAUAGCCAUAACUUGCUGUAGCCCUGUUCAUGCAUUCAAAAGAGCCGGUGAGGGUUUAACUUGGAGAGGGGCACCAGGCAUCUUUACCCCAGGCUUGGGCCCUAGGUUAUGGGUGCCCAGUGGUGCAUGACGUCAUGACAUCACAUGCAGCGUGAUGUCAUGUUACAUGCACACGCCCCGGCCUGGGAACCUGACUUCCAGUGCCACUGGAAGCCAGGUUACAAAGCCUCUGAAAUGCUGUUUGAGGCCUUGCGUGACCUCGGAAGUUGCGUCAGGGGCCCUGAAGUAUGGGUGCUAAGCACCCACAACUAAAAAUUUGUGGGUGCUCAGGCAACCAGAGCCCCCUAUAGUUGGCAACCCUGACCCCAGGUAUGCUCACUCCACCCCUGGCCUCCCCAUGUUUAAGCAGGAAAGUCUGAAAAGAUGCACCUGAUGUGAACACACAAACACAAUAUCAAAGCAUGGAGCAGCCAUCUCUGAAACUAGAACUAACUUCCAAAACCAAGAUGCCUUAACCUUUUUCUUUUCUUAAUACUUUGACAGUUACUUCAAGCAGAGGUGAUCCAAAGAACAGAAUCAGAGAGGUGACAGCCUGGCAGUGCCCCCCUCCAGAAGAAGACUGGGAGGCUGGUGAGUUGUUGUUGUUUUUCUUCCACUUGUGCAAAAACACACUUUCCGGGUUGCACCACACCCUGCCUGAAUUUGAGUGUGCUUGGCUUACUAAAAGAAAGCUGCAUUUAGAAUAUUCCCCUCCCCCCCCAACCUUCUAACAUGCUUAACCUGGAGGCACCAGCUUGGCUCUUUUGUAAGGAACUGGGCCUCUUUGGCAGAAUUAUCAUGCAUGAAGAAGCCCUGCUGAAUCGGACAAAGUGUCUAGCAUCCUAUUUCAAACAGCGGCCUGCUAGAUGCUGCCGGAAAUGAUGACAAUGGCACCUCAUCCAGUGUCUGUCCCAUGUUCUGUCUCAGAACAUGAAAGUUUACCAGAGGAAGAAAUUGAAAAGUUCAUUGUCCUGGUCAGAUUGUUCCGAAUUAUUCUAGUGACCUGCUGCUGAGGAGGCAGAAUGCAUAGCUUCUUGUAACUUUUAUUAAAGCAUUGGAGCAGUUUAUUACAUAAGGGCAAUACUAUAACAAGACGGCCCCUGGUCCAUGGGCUUGCAAUCAAAAUGAAACAAGUUAUAAGGAAAUACAUGUGGACUCCAGAGGAAAACAAAUAAUAUAAUCUCAGGCUUAAAUUUUUACCGUAUAGCAUAAAGGUAAAGGGACCCCUGACCGUUAGGUCCAGUCACGGACGACUCUGGGGUUGCGGCACUCAUCUCACUUUAAUGGCCGAGGGAGCCGGUGUACAGCUUCCAGGUCAUGUGGCCAGCAUGACUAAGCCACUUCUGGCAAACUAGAGCAGCGCACGGAAACACAUCGUAAUUAUUAAAUGACCAGCUGGAAUCAAAAUGGUUAUUGGAAAGAGGGUCUCAACAGGGCUGGCCUCCCCAAAGAGCUUAAUAGGAGUAGCCCUGUUUUCAAUGUCUGCUCUGGUACAGCCUAAGAACUGAAGUCUAAUUUUGUUUUCUUCUGUCCUCCCCAUUACCUUGUUAAUCGCAGUAUAGUACCUGCAAAAAUGUAGCUGAUUUAUAAAUAGAAUAAUGCUGAAGUAAGGGCAAAUGAGGGUGUUACAGAUUUGCUCUGGGACUGCAAAUGGUUGUAACUUUUCUUCAAGGAAACAAUUCAUACAGGUAUUCCAAAGAACAUCAGGAAAACCCCACUGCUCUGAAGUGUCACUUGAUCCAAUUUAGACUCUCCUGAAAGCCCAUCCAAUCUGGAGUCUGAGUACUCCUGUAAUAUGCGAGUGACUAUGGCAAGGGGGAUGAAGUGCCCCGUUAUGAGAACUCUGCCUAAUGAUUUUGUUACUCUCUCCUAAGAUGCUGCUGAAUAUCCUGCUCCUCCUUUUGUUUUUGGCACCAGGUAAGACUACACAGGUUCCUUUGUCGCCUCAUGAAAAUCUAAUUGUAUUCAGAGCCUGGCUAGCAAGCACCAUGGAUACAAAUGCCAAUGGAGCAAAAAUGCCAACAAAGAGGAUAUCCCCCUCUAACCUCUGGAGGCACUUCUUAAGACGCAUUCACUUCCAAGAGUAAAUAAUCACCACUCACUUUUGCUAUUCAUAAAAUAGGAAUCUACUCAAGUAACUUUGCUGUUGUGCCUAUUUCCCACUUGGCAGCAUUGGGAAAGUCAAUGUAAUAGCCAUCGUAUGUUCUUAGACAGGCUUCCUCAUCCUCAGCCUUCCAGAUGUUUUGAGACUACAAUUCCCAUCAUCCCUGACCACUGGUCUUGCUAGCUAGGGAUCAUGGGAGUUGUAGGCCAACAACAUCUGGAGGGCUGAGGUUGAGGAAGCCUGUUAGACUUCAACUCCCAUUGGUCCCAGCCAACAUAACCAAAGGUCAUCACCCAAAGGGGUGAUGUGAGUUCUAGUACUACAACAAUUUGGAGGACACCACAUUGGCUACAUUUGCUUUAACACAUAGGUGGGCUGAUGUUACUUUUUACACACUGUCAUGCUGUAGUACAAACCUAAAAGACAUUUAUUACUGGAAAUUUAUCAGUUCAGCUCUCAAAUAUAUUUCAUCAGUGGCUUUGCUCUCUGACAGAACUGGCUUUUGUGACUAUAUUUAACACUUAUCUUGCCUCUCCAUACACUGAAGAGGACUUGUUAUUUUAAGAUGAAGAACACUCGUUCUUUUAAAAUAAAUGACUAAGGACACUAUACACAUAAGCCAUGGAAAUGUUUAAAUGGUUAGCUGGGGAACUUUGACAGCGUUAGUUACUGAACACAGACUCGUAAACAGAUGUGCAACUUUAGACACAUAAACACAGAAUUUCACCUACAGAGAACAGCAACAAUCAGUAUGUUUUUACCCCUUUCCAGCUCCGCAAUUAGAGGUGCUUCCAUAGUAAUCCCUGUCUAUGGAACUGCUGCCUUUUGUUUACUUUUUUGAACAGAGGAUCCACUUCACCAAUUGUACAGUGGUACAUCUAGAUGCAAAUGGGAUCCGUUCCAGAGCCCCGUUCGCAUCUAGAAGCAAACUUAACCCGUGUAUGCGCGUUUGCGCGUGCCACGUUUCGGCGCUUCUGCACAUGCACGUGACAUCAUUUUGAGCGUCUGCACAUGCGCAAGCGGCGAAACCCGGAAGUAACGCGCUCUGUUACUUCCGGGUUGCCAGGGAGCGCAACUUGAACACGCUCAUCCCGAAGCACAUUCAACCCGAGGUAUGACUGUAGUUGCAUUCCAGUGUUCUUUUGUUGUCCCCUGCAUGGUUCCUCCAUCUCUCAAACCUGAUUUGUGGUCACUUUUUAUGGUAGUUGGAUUAGCUAGUGUUGCAAUGUGGACGGGUAAAGUUCUGUUAAGGCUUUCCCAGUCCACAGUGCCUUUAUCUGAAAGCUGCUGCUUUGUAAGUUCUGGCCAUUUCAUUGCUUCCUCCUCCCACAGCCUGGAGGAUUACAGGUAGAAUGCUUCUCAGUACCCCAAAUGUCAAUUCCUGUUUAUGCAGGAGGAGUGUAAGACUUUUUUAUGCAAGGGAAAUAAAUAAUGCCCCAACUCUUAUCCUGCUCACCCCAAAUUCUAACCCCCUGCUUGCAGGAAUUGCGUGCCACUAACCCUGGGGAUGAUUGCAGAAAUAGAACUUUGGAUCUAUUUUGAGAGACUUGGAUUUAUGAGAUUGCUGAGACUCCUAACCUCUCCCCCUCCCAAUGAGCUGGCAAAUUUACAGCACCUGCUUAUCUAGUUCACACCAUUGUCCAAGGCCAGUCUAAAACUCCAGCAGUUAAAGUAACAUUGUUCAGCUGUGCCUUCAUAAGACUCUCCACUGGGGCUGGGCGAUAUCUGGUUUUCAACAUCACAAUAUAUCACCAGCUAAAUAUCCCGAUAUCUCACAAUAUAUAUUUGCGGCGACAGAGGGCCUUGCUGUGCCUCCCCACGGUGGCAGAGGGUCCUGCCGUACCUCCUCACAGCGGCCGAGGGCCUUGCCGAGGCUCCCUGCAGUGGUGGAGGGCCUUAAAAUGGAAGGAAGUAGUAGAUUUAAUAAAAAUAAUAAAUAAACUUCCAUAUAAUAAGUUUAAUAUUUUCAACUAAUCCUAAAGCCCCACUGAGUUCAACUAAACUUACCAUAUUUUUUGCCCUAUAGGACGCACUUUUUCCCCUCCAAAAAUGAAGGGGAAAUGUGUGUGCGUGCUAUGGGGCGAAUGCAGGCUUUCCCGGGCUUCCUGCAGCUCUGCGCCACCCUCCGGAGCCCGGCACGAAGCUGCGCCAGGCUCCGGAGGGUCGUGCAGAGCUGCCUGCAUUCUGAAGCCUGGUGCGCGCUGAAGAGCGCGCCCGGGCUUCGCGCACCUCUCCGCAAGCCUGGGGAGACCGGCGCGGCUCCCUAGGCUUGCGGAUAGCAGGCUGUUCUAGGGGCUGGGGUCGGGGGAAGCUCGGGUUUCCCCCGCGCCUGCCCUGUGCCUGGGGGGGAAAUGAAAAAAAAAUUCUUUAUCCCCCCCCCCCAAAAAAAUUAGGUGCGUCCUAUGGGGCGGUGCGUCCUAUGGGGCGAAAAAUACGGUACUUCUACUUUCCUGGGAGCAAGCCUCAUUGAAUUCAGUAGGGCUUGCUUGUGAGUAGAAACACAUUUGCUUGCACUGCUUACUGAAAAACACCCUCUCCCAUCAUCUCACAUAGCACCCAACCUCCCAUUUCAGCAUAAAGCAGCCUGCUAAAUCUUCUCCCCCCGCCCAGAAGGGCCCUAUCCCACCAAUCUCUCCCUUUUUAUCAAAGGGAGGGAGGGCAAGCAAGCAGGCAAAAGGACAGUUUCCUUUAAAUAAUAAAAAAGCCUUCCCUUUUAAUAUGGAGGAAAGCUAUUUAAGGGGAACCAACAACAUAAACAGCACCAGAAAACUCUUCCCCCUCUUUUUUUCACUGGUGGGGUGAGUGUGAGGAAAGAAAGAAGUGCUUUCCUUUUCUUUGUUUAGUUCAGUGGGAGGUCUCUCCUGGAUUGUCAGCAGGCUCUGCAUAAUUAGCUGAGCUCUAAAUGGAAAGAUACCCUGAAAACGAAAGCGUUCACUGCUUUGUGUGAGGGUUUAUCCUCAAACAGAACUUUUGUUCCCUGCAUAUUGCCUUGUUGAAACACUUAUCACAAUGUUAUUUCAAUGCCAGUAUAGCGAUUUAUCACACAGCCCUACUCUCCACCCCCUCUUACCAUCACCCAACCAGAAAUUUUUUUCUGGGGGGACGCAGGGGGACGCAUACCCCUAAACAUUUUAAUAGUCUUUGUACUUUUGUUCAUUUACUGUAUUUAUUUUCCCCGAUUUGAACUAUAAAAUGGUGAUUUUCUUGAGUCAAAAUGAGAGUACCCCUAAACAUCUUUUUUUAGAAGAAGAAAAAAGCACUGGUUACAGCUAAGGAGUGGCUGGCCUGAGACAACGGUGCUGCCAGGCCUCAGAAGGAUAAAAAAUCCAUUUGCCUCAAUCCAUCAAGCCCCCUUGCUAACUCCUACCUGGCUUCCUGCUUUCGUUUGCUUGUCUGAUAUUUGGAGUUGGACUCCUUAGCUGUUUCUCGGGGGGAGGGGAAUGGUGGUAAAGUAUUAAGAUUAGGUGAGGCAGAUUUAUUCUUUUAUGAUGCCUGCAUUAUGGGGUGGGUAUUUCGCGGGAAUGUAGUGCCUGAGACACUUGGAAUACCAUGUAAUAUGGGGAUUAACAGAGGAUCCUGGUGGUGAAGAAUGAAUUAUUGGCUUCAACCCUGGAAUCUCCUGAUAAUUGGGGUUUAUUGAUUGGUCUUCCCCCAAGCCACCCUAAACCUGGGUGGUCAUGGCAGCUUUGGGGGGGGGGGAGGAAGUGGUGGUGGAAGAGAACUGAUCUGGGAAACCAGGGGGGAGGGGAGCUUGUUGCAGCAAGAGGUGGAGACACCCUGGCUUCUUCACCAGCCUGACUCAUCUCUGCCUCUUGGCCUCGCUCCUCUCCUGCUUCUGGACUUCUCUCUGCCACAGACUCUCCCUGCUCACUAAAGCCCGUUACCUCUUCAGCUUCCAAACACCACCACCUCCCAGUCUUCUUCACCUGACCACUCAUUGUCCCACCACCAAAACCCUGGGCUCUGAGCCUUCCUCCCUUAGGGGGUUCCCCAGCUGGUGCCUCACAUCAUUCCUCUGAGUCCAACCAGUCCAUGACAGAUCAGGAUGGAGUUUACUGUCCCUCCAUGACCAUCAAAUAGGAAAAUCUGAUUACCAGGGAGGAAACAAUUAGCAUUCCCAACAGAGCUGUGUCAACCUUUUUUCUUGCUGCCACUGCAGAAAUAUUUGCAGGGGCAGCGGCUGAUCUGGUAUCCAGACCAAGUGUUAGCCACCCUUGCCUUGAGCUAAGUGCACCUACUUGGUCAGCUAAAUAAAGAAAAGUCCUCUUUGAAAGCUGCAGGAUUUGUUUAUAAUGGGUAUGUCCUUUCAUUUUCUUUUUCUUUAAUAUAGCUACUCUGGUGAGAGGAGCUAGACAUUUACAUCUUCCUUUUUCCUUUUUUGAACUGUAAGUAUUUUUUUAAGUACAGUAGAAAACAAGUAAAACUUUGAGGAACUCAUCUUCUGGAGUGUUAAACCUGUUCAAUUUGGAGAGUGAGAACAGUUGAUUAGCCCUUGCUGUGCCUGGAUGAGAAAUCCUUGUAUUAAUAUCUUGCUCUUAUGGGACCCUUCUCCCUUCCAACUUCAUCAAACUUGGCACAACUGAUGCUACAUGGAUUCAAGAAUGUAUUUGGGUACUAUAACCAGCUUACUUGUGAGAUCGUCUUAUCCCAUAUGUGCUUAAUCAACUGCUUUGAUCUGCAGUUUUUUGUUUAGAUAAGCCUACCCAGCUAGGUGGAAUGUUUGCAAGGUGCUUUGAUCUGUUGUUAGCUUAUCACUGAUUUUAAUUAUUAUUUGAAUCUUUUAAAUAGCUGUUAACUGCUUUUAAUGAUGUGACUUUAUUCUUGUUGUGAACCAUUUUGAGGUGCUUACAAUUACAUUUUAUGAAUUUUUUUUUUGUCCUUCUCUCCAGAGGCUCUCCUAUAUUUUAUCAGCUCUGGAAAUCUACUGCAAAGGUUUGCGGACCAUCCUAAUCUACCAAUGGCAAAAAAAUAUUCAAAAUGUCACUGCAAGAUCACCACAGGGAUUCUCCAGAAGGAGCAACAGAAUACAUACCUUUUUAAAAUGCAGAAAUGCUUUUAGAAAUACUUUUCCAAUAAAAUUUCUAUAAAUCCA
Molecule: messenger RNA, 32782 nt
Organism: Podarcis lilfordi (Lilford's wall lizard)
Lineage: Eukaryota; Metazoa; Chordata; Lepidosauria; Squamata; Lacertidae
Source: the annotation of a GenBank genome assembly